AUGAGUUACUUUUUAAAAUAUGUUGAAAUUGAUAAUUUUAAAUCAUAUAAAGGUCAUAUUAUUAUCGUUUUAUUACGAAAGUUAACGGCUAUUAUUGGACCAAAUAGAUCUGGUAAAUCCAAUCUUAUGGAUGCUAUUAGUUUUGAAUUAAUUCAUGGUGCACCGAUUAAUAAAUCAGUUAGUAAUCGUGCAUCAGUUUCAUUAAUAUUCGUUACAAUAAAAACUGAUUGUCAUGGUGAACGUACUGAACAUGAAAAACGUUUUCAACGUUUAAUUGUUGGUAAUGCAUCUGAAUAUCGUGUUGAUGGUCAUCAAUUAUCAGCAACUGAAUAUACUGAAGAACUUGAAAAUAUGGGUAUUAGUCCCAAAGCAAAAAAUUUUCUUAUAUUUCAAGGACAAGUUCAAUCUAUAGCUAUGAAAACACCAAAAGAAUUUACAGCUAUGUUUGAAGAAUUAAGUCGUAAUGAUGAAUUACGUGAAGAAUAUGAACAAGGUAAACAAGAAAAAAAUAAAGCUGAACAAGAUACACAUGCAAAUUUUCAAAAAAAAAAGAAAGGUGUUGAAAAACAAAAGAAAGAAGUUCGAUUAGAAAAAGAAGUUGCACAAAAAUAUGCAGCAUUAAAAAGACAAUAUGAUGAACUUCAAUUACAAUUAAAAUUGUUUCAAUUAUACCAUAAUAAACAAGAAUUAACUGAAAAAUGUCAAAUAGCUGAUAAGAAACGAAAAGAAGUUGCAAAAUUAGAAAAACGAAAAGAAAUAUCGAAUGAUGAAAUCAAAGAAGCACAAAUUAAUAAGCAUCGUCCAACAUAUUUUAAAGUAAAAGAAAAUUCAACUCAUCAUCAAAAGAAACUUGAUCUUGCAAAAAAAACUCUUAUUGCUGCUGAAAAAGCUCAUGCUGUUCAUGAUGAUGAAAUUGAAAAAUAUGAAAAUGAUUUAUGUGAAGUUGAACGAUUGAAAAAAUAA
Rotaria sp. Silwood1 is the source of this 963-nucleotide messenger RNA. The record is from the annotation of a GenBank genome assembly. Lineage: Eukaryota; Metazoa; Rotifera; Eurotatoria; Philodinida; Philodinidae.